This is a messenger RNA of Eruca vesicaria subsp. sativa (arugula), 1026 nucleotides long. The record is from the annotation of a GenBank genome assembly. Lineage: Eukaryota; Viridiplantae; Streptophyta; Magnoliopsida; Brassicales; Brassicaceae.
AUGGAGGAAGAACUGAAUAGCUUGGUGAAAGUAGGGAUUACAACAAUAAUGUCGGUAUCUUAUUGUUACUUCUUGCCACCUAGAAUCAAAUCUGGUAUUUUCCGUUUAGUCUCUAUUCUCCCUGUAUGUGUUCUGUUUCUUGUUCUUCCUCUGUUCUUCUCUUUUCCACUUUUCUCUUCCCCUGCAUCGAUUUUGCUAAUACUUGCCGAUCAUAAACUCAUCCUCUUUUCCUUUGAUCAAGGUCCUCUUUUUCCACUACCCUCAAAUAUCUUCUUAUUCACCUGCUUCACUUGUUUCCCCAUCCAGCGUCAAAAGAACCCUAAACCUCAAGAUCUUUUCCUCACAUGGAUGUUCGCAUUUAAAGUUGCACUCCUUGGUGCAUUGUUACAUUUCUAUUACUUCAAAACGCUUCCUACCAUUCUGCUAUUGGGUCUCUAUCCACCGUUUCUAUAUGUUUUACUUGAGGUCUCCCUAACGCUCUUCAGAAUUUUGUUGACUAUCAUUCUUAAAUGCAACCUAGAGCCACAUUUUAAGCAACCAUACUUAGCCACGUCUCUUCAAGACUUCUGGGGAAGCCGGUGGAACCUCCUAGUCUCUUCAAGUCUCCGGGCAGGCGUCUACACUCCUGUGCGGCGUGUCUGCCAACGCCUAAUGUGUUCUGAUGAUUCUGCAAUGUUUAUUAGUGUUUUGGCCACUUUCAUAGUCUCUGGUGUGUUCCACGAAGUGCUGUUCUUCUAUAUAACCGGUGAGAUGCCUACAGGGGAACUCACUUUGUUCUUUGUGCUACAUGGAGUUUGCACAGUUGUGGAAGUGGCGGUGAAAAGGACUGCGUUUGCACAGAGGUUGGUGGUGAGACAGAUGUUAUCACGGCUGCUAACGGUGGGUUUUGUGAUUGUGACCACUUGGUGGCUGUUUUUCCCUCCUUGGAUUCGUAGCAACGUGACGGAGAAAUGCUUCAAUGAAGGCUUAUUGCUCAUUGAUUUCAUAAGACUUUACGCAAAUUAUUUCAUUGAACUAACUAAGUAG